UAACUCUCAUAGUUAUACAACCAAAUAUCUUUUCAACCCCCGAUUCCCCUUGUCUACUUUCUCUCUCUCUAUCCAGCUCACCACUCACCUCCCUCUUUCCCACCGCCAUUCUCCUCCGCCGUAAUAACCUCCAUUUCCCGGCGAAUUUUCGGUUAAACUCCAAUAUGCCGUCUAUUCCCUGUUAAUCAACCAUCCUUUCUCUUUUUCUAUCUCCUCUUCUGAUUGGCUUGGCCAGCAACUUUAAUUUUAAUGUCAAUAUACGACGCCGCGUUUGUGAACUCAGAGCUCUCAAAACCCACUUCAAUCUUCGGCCUUCGAUUAUGGGUUGUCAUCGGAAUCUUCGUGGGGUCCACCAUCGUCCUCCUCCUCUUCCUUCUCUCACUAUGCAUCACUUCCCGCCGCUCUCACAACAACACCAACAACGGCAAGCUUUCUCACUCCUCUAAUAAUCAUCACAGUAAUAAUGCCGUUGCUGCUGAUGUCACUCCACCAAUUUCAAAGGAAAUCCAGGAAAUAAUCCCGGCCGCUCAUCACAACCAUCACCACCACCGUCCAAUUAACGCCGCCCCUGAGAUCCAGAUCGACAUCGGAAAAUCCGAACACCGUGUUGUGUUCUCCGACAAGGCUCCCUCAAGUGGGGAAAGCUUAAGGUCUAAUAAUGUUAAUCAUUAUAAUUAUGGGAGUGAUAAUAAUAACAGUGGGAAUCAGCAUAAUACGACGUCGUAUGGAGGUCCAGAGGUUUCACACUUGGGUUGGGGAAGAUGGUAUACUUUGAGAGAAUUAGAAUUGGCUACGAAUUGCUUGGCGGAUGAAAAUGUUAUUGGUGAAGGUGGUUAUGGUAUUGUUUAUCAUGGUAUAUUGCAGGAUAAUACUCAAAUUGCUGUCAAAAACCUCUUAAAUAACAGGGGUCAGGCCGAGAAGGAGUUCAAAGUGGAAGUUGAAGCUAUCGGACGUGUUAGACAUAAGAAUCUUGUUAGGUUGCUUGGGUACUGUGUUGAAGGGGCUUAUAGGAUGCUAGUGUACGACUAUGUUGACAAUGGCAAUUUAGACCAAUGGCUACAUGGUGAUGUUGGUGAUGUAAGCCCUCUCACAUGGGAAAUCCGAAUGAACAUCAUUUUGGGAACAGCCAAAGGGUUGGCCUAUCUUCACGAGGGUCUUGAACCCAAGGUUGUGCAUAGAGACAUCAAAUCUAGCAACAUACUUAUUGAUCGGCAAUGGAAUUCUAAAGUUUCUGAUUUUGGUCUUGCUAAGUUGCUUGGUUCUGAGAUGAGUUACGUAACAACUCGUGUCAUGGGUACUUUUGGAUAUGUAGCUCCAGAAUAUGCUUGUACGGGAAUGUUGACUGAGAAGAGUGACGUUUAUAGCUUUGGAAUACUUAUCAUGGAGAUAAUUUCAGGGAGAACCCCUGUUGAUUACAGUCGCCCACCUGGAGAGGUGAAUUUGGUAGACUGGUUAAAGACAAUGGUAGGAAACAGAAGAUCCGAGGAAGUGGUAGAUCCUAAACUGCCUGAGAUGCCAACUUCUAAAGCAUUGAAACGCAUUCUUUUAGUUGCUCUUAAAUGUGUUGACCCAGACUCACAUAAGAGGCCGAAAAUGGGGCAUGUUAUCCACAUGCUUGAGGCGGAUGAUUUGCUAUUCCGUGAUGACCGUCGAGUUGCGAGAGAAUCGUCCACUCCAAUUCAUGAUCAUCCACAAGAGAAGCCUGUUAUUACAGUAAAAGCUGAUGUUAAGCAUUUGCCGGAAAGCAGUACAGAUAGAAGCGAGGGUGAAACUAGUAAAGACCAGCAUCCCCAACCAAACAGACGGAGAUAGUAUGUAAAUGGGUACCGUCUACUUUCAUUUUUACACUCAAAUUCUAGAAGCUCAGAUUAUCCAUUGAUUAUACUCCCUCAAUUUUCUCACCCUGUAACUUUAUUUUCUACAAAGUAAUAUAUUUGAGUCCACAAUAUCCCUAUUUAUUCAUUCAAUUUUCUCCCAUCUUUUAUAAAUAUCCUGCCUGCUGCUUAGGACCCAUUUGUAAAGUGAGACUUUUUCUUCCCUAGUUGAAUCAAAUUUAUUAUGGAAAGAAUUAACAUAUUCUACUUCA
Molecule: messenger RNA, 2086 nt
Organism: Spinacia oleracea (spinach)
Lineage: Eukaryota; Viridiplantae; Streptophyta; Magnoliopsida; Caryophyllales; Amaranthaceae
Product: probable serine/threonine-protein kinase At1g01540
Exons: 7
Coding region: 250-1812 (520 amino acids)
Biological process (GO): protein phosphorylation
Molecular function (GO): ATP binding; protein kinase activity
Source: RefSeq, a predicted model, not a curated record